Molecule: messenger RNA, 359 nt
Organism: Sitodiplosis mosellana (orange wheat blossom midge)
Lineage: Eukaryota; Metazoa; Arthropoda; Insecta; Diptera; Cecidomyiidae
Product: CARD- and ANK-domain containing inflammasome adapter protein-like
Exons: 5
Molecular function (GO): protein binding
Source: RefSeq, a predicted model, not a curated record
CGAAGCUAGAAAAAUGCUGAGUCGAAGUUCUUUCACACUGCUGCUCAUUGGCUUGAUGGUAUCGGAGUUCUUAAUCGGGGAUGUGAGCGGAGCACCAACCAGGAACGUAAACGAAAAAGACAAAAAGGGAGAGACAGCUUUGCAUAGAGCUGCUUUUGCUGGCAAAGUGAAGGAAGCUCAAAACCUCAUCGCUGAAGGAGCCGACCCUAAUAUUAAAAAUAAAUUUAAUGAGACACCUCUUCAUUUAGCUGCUGAGAAUGGUCACAAGAGCGUCACUGAAGUUCUCAGCCGUAAAGCAAAAGAAUUUAAUAUUAAAAAUAAUUUGCAUUACACACCUCUUCAUUUGGCAUCUAUGAAUG